UCAUCGCAGUUGUUUUGAGGUGUCCAGAAGUCAAUUGAUAAAUUAUCAUUUUAACCAUAAUACAAUUAAUAUCUAAUCUAAUCAACCACCUUGAUAAUAAUAUUUAAUUUUACAUAUACAAUAUUUAGCACGUUCGAACGAUUGGACGUUAAUUAGCAUCCUGGGCACAACACCAUGGAAGAGCCGAAAAUGGCAAAGUCGCCGGAGCUGCCCACCACAUCAUCCGGGGCAUCGUCCACUUCGCCCGAAAACGUAGGCUACGACAAAAUUGCCUGGACCAGGGAUAUUACAGAACCAUUGUCGGAGGAGUCCUCUACAAGCCAAUUGCGACCGCUUGGAACCACAAUAUCAUCUGAUUCGGCGGCAGAAGCGAAUACAUCAAACACAUCGUAUUCCUUUACCGGAAAUUACCUUUCCGGCGGCAACAUUGCCGAUUUAAAGUCUGGCACCACGUCGUCCGCUGGCACUGAAAGUGCCUCGAAAUCCAACGAAAAGGACAAAGAACAGAACGAUGAAUCCCUUUACGAGUGCAAUAUAUGUCUGGACACGGCCAAGGAUGCGGUGGUCAGCAUGUGUGGCCAUCUCUUUUGCUGGCCGUGCCUGCACCAGUGGCUCUUGACACGCCCCAAUCGCAAACUCUGCCCAGUAUGCAAAGCUGCUGUGGAUAAGGAUAAAGUAAUACCGCUCUACGGGAGGAACAGUACGCAUCAGGAAGACCCUCGAAACAAAGUUCCACCACGCCCCGCUGGUCAUCGUACAGAACCAGAGCCUGUUCCUGGAUUUCCCGGAUUCGGAUUUGGAGACGGUUUCCACAUGUCGUUUGGUAUUGGGGCUUUUCCUUUUGGAUUUAUAACAUCAUCUCUAAAUUUUGGCGAACCGCGUCCUGCUGCUGCUAAUCGCGGUACAACGCAAUACGAGGAUGAGCAAACCCUGUCUAAGCUGUUUUUGUAUCUGGCCUUUUUGUGCAUCGGUUGGCUGCUUUUUGCAUAGCAAUCUGCGAACGCAUAAAAACAACAAAACGAUAACAAGAACGUAUAUUGGAAUGUGUAUUGAAAGCGUCCGAAGUAAUCAUAUAGCACUAUCCUCCAGUUAAAGCAACAAUAUUCUUAAAAAUGUUUGGUAAAAGUCGUUAAAAUAAUUGGACUACUUUUUAGUUAAAAUUGUACUUUGAACAUUUGUAAAAUCCGAAAACAUUUCAAAACUUUUGCGAGUCCCUGUGACGCUUAACAUACCAAAUUGAAAACUUAAAAUUAUUUCUUCGGUAUGUUCUCGGAUUGCAUUGAUUUAAUAAAAAGUAGCUGUCAAAAAAUGUAAAAAUAUAAAUACAAUAAACAUGAUAAACAAAAAAUAAA
This is a messenger RNA of Drosophila rhopaloa, 1352 nucleotides long. RefSeq names its product E3 ubiquitin-protein ligase RNF185 (gene sordd1). The transcript has 4 exons. Gene Ontology annotation, molecular function: ubiquitin protein ligase activity; ubiquitin-like protein conjugating enzyme binding; metal ion binding. Gene Ontology annotation, cellular component: endoplasmic reticulum. Gene Ontology annotation, biological process: ubiquitin-dependent protein catabolic process. The coding region runs from base 175 to 990 and encodes 271 amino acids. The record is from RefSeq and is a predicted model, not a curated record. Lineage: Eukaryota; Metazoa; Arthropoda; Insecta; Diptera; Drosophilidae.